Messenger RNA from Angiostrongylus costaricensis, 1089 nucleotides. The record is from the annotation of a GenBank genome assembly. Lineage: Eukaryota; Metazoa; Nematoda; Chromadorea; Rhabditida; Metastrongylidae.
AUGCUGAAAUGUCUUCUACCGAUUGCAAAUGUACCGAUGUUUUGGUACCCAUUGAACACACUCGUAAAUUCUGGAGUGAAAGACAUCAAACUGUUCGUUCGCGAAGACGGGGAGUCAGAGGUGUCUCGUCUGUUGGCGACUUCUCCGUUCUCAUAUCCUUCAGCUACUAUUGAGGUGAUUUCGGUCUCUCGAGAGAACGAAGAGUGGGGAACGGCUGACUUACUACGACACUAUGCGUCAAGGAUAACGCAUGAUUUCAUUGUGAUGUCCUGUGAUUUCAUUUCGGACUGUCGACUGCAGCCUAUGGUGGAUCAGUUUCGGGCUCACAGUGCCACACUGUUAUGUUUAUUAAGUGAUAUGUGUAUCACAGGACCCGUUCCUGGACCAAAAGUAAGAAGAAGCAAAGCGCGUUUCCUUCGGCGAGUUAUGUAUAUCCUUGCGAUAUCAGGUCGAGACUUUAUCGCGCUUGAGGAGUCAACGAGCAGAAUCGUUUACAUGACUAACGAAGAGGACUUCGAUCAGCCAGUGAACGCUGACUCGUGGUUGAAUAAGUUUUCAAGCGUUACAUUGACAGCUAACUAUGUCGACUGCCACGUAUACUUCAUGAGCCACGCUUGUCUCGGUACACUUAUAGAACAAAAAAACUUCUCAUCAUUAAAAGCAGAUCUCAUCCCGCAUCUAUUAUCCAAGCAAUGUUCUUUGUCUUCUGGAGAUGAUGAAAUGCCUAAAUGUAUGGCGUAUUUACUGUCGCGUGGCAACGCAACCAUUGCAGCACGUGUGAAUAAUCUGGGAGCCUACUUAGAGACCAAUAAAUCGGUACAUGGUUUCAUUCUCAAAGAAAGCAUGGGAAAUGUUAAAGGUGUUCUGAAAAGUUUGCCACGAUUUUCUUCUUUACUUUAUACUGGACGAGUUUUCGAUGGGCGUUCGACUGGUAUCCACGCCAACGAAAGCUUAGUGGCUGAAGAUUCGGAGGUGGGAGAACGAGUUCUAAUCAAGAAAAGUGUUAUCGCUUCACGAUGUUCAGUGGGAGAGAAAGCGAACAUACAAGGUAGUCUCCUGAUGGAGGGAUCAACGAUCGGGAGAGGGUAA